Spea bombifrons (plains spadefoot toad) is the source of this 1327-nucleotide messenger RNA. It is a transcript of the gene CDK2, whose product is annotated as cyclin dependent kinase 2. Gene Ontology annotation, molecular function: cyclin binding; ATP binding; cyclin-dependent protein serine/threonine kinase activity. The transcript is spliced from 7 exons. Lineage: Eukaryota; Metazoa; Chordata; Amphibia; Anura; Pelobatidae. The record is from RefSeq and is a predicted model, not a curated record. Gene Ontology annotation, cellular component: cyclin-dependent protein kinase holoenzyme complex; cytoplasm; nucleus. The coding region runs from base 118 to 1011 and encodes 297 amino acids. Gene Ontology annotation, biological process: regulation of G2/M transition of mitotic cell cycle; signal transduction; regulation of gene expression.
GGAAUUUUUUCGGGAGGUAGCAUUGUAAGGGUCCCGGAAGUUAGAGACCCUUUAGUGUCCGAAAUACACAACAAGUUCGGGGGGGACACGAGGCCCAACUUAUCCACAUCACCCGCCAUGGAAAACUUCCAGAAGGUGGAAAAGAUUGGGGAGGGAACUUAUGGUGUGGUGUACAAAGCUCGGAACCGGGAAACCGGGGAGGUGGUAGCUCUGAAGAAGAUCCGUCUGGACACGGAGACAGAAGGGGUGCCGAGCACAGCUAUCAGGGAAAUAUCUCUUCUCAAGGAAUUGAACCAUCCCAAUAUUGUCAAGCUUCUUGAUGUUAUUCAUACAGAGAACAAGUUGUACCUUGUCUUUGAAUUCCUCAAUCAGGAUUUGAAGAAAUUUAUGGAUGGCUCUAAUAUCACUGGAAUCCCCUUGGCUCUUGUUAAAAGUUACCUUUUCCAAUUACUGCAAGGAUUGGCGUUCUGUCACUCUCAUCGAGUGUUACACAGAGACCUCAAGCCACAGAACCUGCUUAUCAAUGCUGAUGGAGCCAUCAAACUUGCAGAUUUUGGGCUGGCACGUGCCUUUGGUGUCCCCGUGAGGACUUAUACCCAUGAGGUUGUUACCCUGUGGUAUCGAGCUCCUGAGAUCCUUCUCGGCUGUAAAUACUACUCCACUGCUGUGGACAUCUGGAGUCUGGGUUGCAUUUUUGCAGAAAUGAUUACUAGGAGAGCCCUGUUCCCAGGAGACUCUGAAAUCGACCAGCUUUUUCGUAUCUUCCGCACUCUGGGUACUCCUGACGAGGUGUCAUGGCCAGGAGUGACGUCUAUGCCAGAUUACAAAUCAACCUUUCCAAAGUGGGCUCGACAGGACUUUAGCAAAGUAGUCCCUCCUCUAGAUGAAGAUGGCAGAGACCUUUUGGCUCAAAUGCUUCAGUAUGACUCAAACAAGCGAAUCUCCGCUAAGGCUGCCUUGACGCAUCCUUUCUUCAGAGAUGUGACCAGACCAGCCCCACAUCUGCAUUAGCCACAUAGAUGGAAGAGGCUUCAUUACAGUGAUGUGAUCGCAAAGCCAUGGCUGACCAGAAGGACUGUGUUUGAAUGGGACGCUUAAACUGAGAACAGCAUUCAUUAGAGCGUGCCUUAUCAUUUUUUAAGGCAGUGCCACAUUAGAACAGCAUCAUUUUACUAUAUUGUAAUUUAUUUACAGUGGAUAGCAAGAUGCUGCAUGUGAUACAAAGCACUCAGUCUCUUUCUGCCAAUGUGGUACAUGUUCUUUCACCCCCCCCCCACACACAGAUUAGUUAAGCAGUUAAGUUAAAUCUGUCCCAUGUGUUAGUCUG